AACUAUGCAACAAUGUAUUUGCCAUACUGCUUUAAGAAGCAGCAAUGAAGAGCCUAAUAGGUUAGAAGGUACAAAAACUGCAGCAGUUAUUGUGUAGAUCGAGGGGUGGGUAAUUAAUUCCUGGUGCUGCUUAUGUUGCAAAUUCGAAGGUUAAUUCCAAUAUCACUUCCAGUUACAGCAGCAGAUAUUUUGUUUUGUUUUUACAAUUUAUGUUGUCAGCAACUGAGCGUGUCCAUAAUGUCAGGGGUUGGGGAUAAAAGAAUUUGGGUUCUUGACUUUUCUAGGGUUUUUCUUGCAAAUCUUGCUUUCGUGCUUUGAUUAAUGACCAAUCAAUUCCUACAUUUGAACCUCAUGAGAUGAUUUGGAAUGCCAAAGUGCUGAUGAAAAUUCAGGUUUUGGCUUGGACUGUAGCUCAUGGAAAGUUCCACACUUCUGAUUUGUUGCAUAGGAGAAGACCAAACUCUUGGCUUGCGCCACAAUGGUGCAUCAUGUUCAAGUGUUCUAGUGAAAGUGCGGUUAUGGCAAUUUUUUGGGCAAUAUGGUUGGAAAGGAAUAGGAGAAUCUUCAAAGAUAAGGGGGAAUUUGUGGAGUUCCUUCGGGAGAGAGCUAAGUUCUUGGCUUCCUUAUGGGUAUCGACCGCCAAAGAAUUCAAGGAUGUGUCAUUUUUCUCUCUUUCAAUUGGUUGGAAGGCAGUGUGUAGUUAGAUGAGUACAUCGUUUGAUUUAUAGAGCUGCAUAUUGUUGCUGGCUCAUUAUGUUCUUAACUGC
Messenger RNA from Ilex paraguariensis (yerba mate), 767 nucleotides. Lineage: Eukaryota; Viridiplantae; Streptophyta; Magnoliopsida; Aquifoliales; Aquifoliaceae. The record is from the annotation of a GenBank genome assembly.